This is a messenger RNA of Aspergillus ruber CBS 135680, 678 nucleotides long. Its product is annotated as putative DRAP deaminase. NCBI's taxonomy places the organism in Eukaryota, Fungi, Ascomycota, Eurotiomycetes, Eurotiales, Aspergillaceae. The transcript has a single exon. Gene Ontology annotation, molecular function: catalytic activity. The coding region runs from base 1 to 678 and encodes 225 amino acids. The record is from RefSeq and is a predicted model, not a curated record.
AUGACGACUUCCUCCCCUCACGUCCGCUACAUAUCCGAAUGCCUCAAACUCGCCGAAAAGUCCCCUCCACGACCAACCAACUUCCGUGUCGGCGCAAUCCUCCUCUCCCGCAAAGCAUCCUCCAGCGAUGACGCCACACAGGACGACCAAAUCCUCUCCACCGGCUACACAAUGGAGCUAACCGGCAACACCCACGCCGAACAAUGCUGCUUCUCCAACUAUGCCGCCGUGCACUCUGUCCCCGAAGACCGCGUCGCAGAAGUCCUCCCCUCCAGCGACCCCGACCGCAAACUAGUCAUGUACGUGACCAUGGAGCCCUGCGGAAAGCGACUGUCGGGGAAUGCGCCGUGCGUGCAGCGAAUUAUCAACACUCGUUCUGAUGGCCGUGGGGGUAUUCAGAAGGUUUAUUUCGGUGUUAAGGAGCCUGGGACGUUUGUGGAGGGCUCGGAGGGGUGUAAGAUGUUGGAUGCGGCGGGGAUUGAGUGGGAGGUUGUGCGCGGGUUGGAGAAGGAGAUUUUGUCGGUUGCUACGGCUGGGCAUGAAAAUAGUGAGGAGGAGGUUAAGGCUGCAUUGGCGGAUUAUGGGACUAAUGUUGAUGAUAUUAGUCCUGAGGAGCGGCAGAGACAGGAGCAGCAGCCGCGGAAUCCGAAGAAGAGGAUGAUGGAGGGAUUGAUUUAG